AUGGAAGGCGUGGAGUGGGGCGAAGGGGAGGAGGAGCUGACAAACUACUUACGCGAGGAGUACCCGCGCGUCUCAGCUCUCCCCGUGAGAAUCCGCUAUCGAACGUUUGCGCAGCCAACGCAGGACACGCGCAUUCGUGCUGGACGGUCUGUUCACGACUUCUACCUGUACCGCCGCCGCCGCCUUGACUCGGUCAUCGACGCAGAGCUGACUGCCUGCGGUAUCCCGGUCGUGCAGCCUCUGCAGUGCGUACUCACCGACUCCUUUGCGAUUGCGCAGCGGCAGCAAGCAACGUACCAAUGGCUCGCACAGCGGCACACUGCUGAUGAAAUCCUCCACCGCUUUGCCGUGGACCGGAAACUGAACGCGGUACCGUGCCUGGCAGCCGUGAACCGCUCGCUGAGUGUUCUCGGUCACGAUGGCAGGGCAGAUGCUGUGCUUGACAUCCUGGAAGAUGUGCUGCUGGAUACCAAUAUCAUCCCCCUUAGCACACUGCUAGGCGCCAUCAAGGCGCUGCCGAAUCACCCUGUGCGAGCAGCUCGCGUCGCACUCACCUUCAAGGGCUCGCUUGGGUCCCAGACGGUGCCCCCAAGCGUGUGGGGUAAUCUCAGCGCCGCUCUCGCACAGGCGUCACUACAGAUGCCAAAGCCUCUCGAGGAUCACUUCAUGGAGCUAUUUGAGCGCGUACUCGCCAUGGUUAGCGCAUCAACAGGUCGGCUGAGUGAAUCACUCAUAGUGGCGUUUGGUCGGUGUUUGCUUUCCAGUAGUAAGCCUUGCUCCGUAGCGAUGCACCUGGUUCGCGAGGAGCUGCUCAGCGGCCGCAGUCGAGACGGCUUCACCAGUGCCCCGCUGCACCUCGGCGCUUUUCUGAGCGAUCUCCUCGUGCAGCUGUGCUGCGACGAUGCAAAGCUUGGGACUCCCCGGCACUGCAGCUCUGACACCGAUACCCUGACCUUUGCGUGUGAUGUGAUCAAGUACGCGUUCGCCGUGCGCGUGCAGUUGGCACCGAGGGUCUUCGAUGAAGUACUCGCCUUGUGUGAGCGGCGGAAGGAGUACUACCGCAUGUGCAUUUUGUUUGUAUCCAUGUGUGUCUUGUCGACUCCGUCGUUAGUGUCCUUGCUCCGAGUGCUCGAGGUAGUGACGCAGAUUUGCGAACUGCGCGCGCCACUGCAACGUCUUUUGCCGGUUAGUUGCACUUGCUUCUUCCUGUGGUGCUUGCAGCGGUACCCUGGGCUUUAUCAGUCGCCGGUGGAGUCGCAGAGCCAGCACAACGCCACGCGGCAGGUUUGUGCGCUGCUCGGCACUCUCGCCGUGGAGGAAAAGAACGCAGAGAAGUUGCCUGCGUUGCUACGGUUCCUUACACAGGAGAAGGGAAUCGCUUCUACGAUGCCCGCCAAUGCGGUGUCGGCAGCUGUGCGUCGGUUUCGUGAACUGCGGUGUCCUGCCGGCAAGGCAGUCUACGCUGAUCUCCAGGGCCAGAACGAGGCAAUCCUGGCAGCUGUGUUGGAGAUUCCUCAGAGGCCCACCAAUCCGGCGGUGCCCCCACGCGCAUCCACCGUCACCGUCGAACUCCACCAACUUCUUCCCUCGGAGUCGGUGUAUUGCACCGUGCUGAGCGCCAGUGCUCUGGGCACCCUGGCGAGUUGCCCGGUCGCGGAGCAAGCGUUUGUGCGCAUGAUGGAGUCGUAUCAGCGGAAGUGCGGCGCCGUCGCUCUCCUUCCGUUUGAGUCACUCUGCACCUCUUUUGGGCUGCCUCAUGGCGCUGUCGGGAUGCUGCGCACGUGGCAUCGCGAGUACACCUGGCUGGCUGUCUUACCUCUUGGACUAUCCCUGCAGCUCGACGGCGCUACUAGCUGCGAGGUGUGCUGCGCCGCAUUCGCUGCUACUCGGCAGGUGCACAAGAGGGUUAUGCUCAUCUGUGGGAACGAGGCGGAGGUGUUAACGGCGAAGGAGAAGAAAGUGGAGCCGGUGAUUGUGAUGGAGACACUCGCGAGGCGUUUGUCGGGUAAGUGA
This is a messenger RNA of Leishmania braziliensis MHOM/BR/75/M2904, 2013 nucleotides long. RefSeq lists its product as hypothetical. Bases 1 to 2013 code for a protein of 670 amino acids. The record is from RefSeq and is a predicted model, not a curated record. The transcript has a single exon. Lineage: Eukaryota; Euglenozoa; Kinetoplastea; Trypanosomatida; Trypanosomatidae.